GUGAGUUAGUAUUUUACCACUUCCGGUUCCCUCGUCUCAGAGUCAACAGUUUUUUGGAAAAUACAAAUAGCUCGAAAUAAAGUCUGUGGUUAACACACAUGUAAGAGGCGGACCACGUGUUGUUCGACGACAUUAAAUACAUCAGCAGUGAUUGUUAGCUAUCGAUUAGCUAAUAUUGCUACGCAAUGGUUUGUUGCUUUGCUCCGGGUUGCAGCCACAAGUCUUCGCAUGGAACUUGCUCGUUCUAUCGUUUCCCGACAGAUGUUGUCAAAAGGAGAGUCUGGACUCGUGUUAUACGACGAGCUGACAGGAAGCCCGGUGCCCAUUCCCGCAUCUGCAGCUGUCAUUUUCCUAAAGGAAAGGGAAAAAUGCCUGUUUUAUUUGUAGCCCAGAAUAUUGUCAAACUAAAUAGAGAAGAUCAUUCCUACUGUCUGAGAGGGAAUGACACUCAAAUUCAUGGAACAAAGGAAGAAGCCAAGUGUCUAAUGACUGAGGAGGAAGCAGAUCCAUUUGCUAAUGAGUAUCUUCGACCACUAUCUGAGGAUGAUGAGGAGCAAACCACCAGUGAAACGGUAGAAGAAAAACUUCAAUCUGAGCAAAGACACAGAAUGCAGCUAGAGAUCCAGCUAGCGGAGUCCAAGGCAGAGUUGAAGUCCCUCAAAGAUAAGGAGAGUUACUGCCGUGACAUGUAUUCUGCCUCUCAGCUGAGUGAAAAGGUUCUUCGGAUGGAGACAGGAUUGCCAGAUAGAGACACGUUCAGAUCUGUGUGUGAGUAUGUUGCUCGUUUUGAGGGUUCCAUUACAUACCCAGAAGGUUGGAGCCCCAAAACACUGAGUCUUGAAGACCAAGUUUUCAUUACCCUCAUGAAACUGCGUCAUAGUUACACACACCUUCAUCUGGCUGCACUCUUUCACUGCAGUAUAACCACUGUCAGAAAUGUGAUCGGUACAUUUAUAGACAUUCUCCACAAAUUACUUUUUAAGGACACAAUGAUAACUGUUCCCGGCCGGGAGAAAAAUAAAACCAGCUUGCCUUCUUCAUUUCGGCUCAUCCGCAGAAUGAUAUUGGAUUGUACGGACAUCACAAUUGCUAUGCCCAAGCAAAUGGACAUCCAGAAUGAGUUUUCUGGUGUGUAAUAUUUGUAAUAAAGAUUUCAUGUGACACAUCAAAUUGAUUUGUUGAUGGGAAUUAAUGUCACUAAUAUGAAUAAAUGAACUCUAGGUUAACGGUACUCUUCCCUUUCUUGCUAUCACUACUCACUGACACUCUAUAGACCUUGUCCCUCAUGCUGGCCCUGACAAAACGGUAAGUACACCUUCAUCUAGGCUGCACUGCUGUACGUGUCCUGACUUGUAGUGGUUCUCUCCUAUCUACUCUCUGUUUGUCAUCUUUGUAAAACGAUAUCAGACUGGUAAUUGAAACAGUCAUGACUUCUAGUUAAAUUCAGUGUGGCUAAAAGGAAAAGCUUUGUUAAAAUAUGCAAACACGCAAAAUUCAAAUACAAGGUGAAAACGUGACGUUGAAGUCGUGCGACUCUGCUGUACUCAGCUGUUGUUCAGUUAUAGCAUAACGUUUGCAAUUUGCUUCUGGCGAUUAGAUUUAUAAUUCGAAAAUGAUAAAUGUAGGGUAGACAUGUGGAGAUUAAAAUAUUCCGAAAUCCCGUUGCUUUUUGUCGAGGGAACACUUGCGCAGCUUACUUCCGGGUCGGCCUACAAAAAUACGUCAUCACUGCACCACUAUUCAUGAUGUUGCCAUAGCGGUCCCCGGUAAAAGUCAGUUCAUAUCUUCUUAUGGAUGUCUAUUUCCCCCAAAAAAAUGUACUGUACCAAAAACAAAUGAUCUUUUCAUUAGGCUACAUCACCUUUGAAAUAUAUUAAAAUACCCAUUUUUCCUUUUAUAAA
This is a messenger RNA of Gymnodraco acuticeps, 1901 nucleotides long. Its product is annotated as 52 kDa repressor of the inhibitor of the protein kinase-like. Bases 186 to 1136 code for a protein of 316 amino acids. The transcript has 2 exons. NCBI's taxonomy places the organism in Eukaryota, Metazoa, Chordata, Actinopteri, Perciformes, Bathydraconidae. The record is from RefSeq and is a predicted model, not a curated record.